CGCGUCACGCUCGUCUCGUUGCGCUGUCCCGGGUGUUCGCGUUCGCGGUUCGUCUUCUCACGAAAACCGUCGCGUUGUCGUUCGUCGUCGCCGUCGUCAUCAUCCGCGCGCCGUGAUAAAUCGCCGUGAUAAAUCGCGCGCGCGAAUUGGGGCGAUGGAACACGCGCCGCAGCUAAGCAGGAACGUCACGGAUCCGCGCACGCGUGCAUGCGCGGCCGCCGUCGCGAAUGCCAACAACUCGCGCGAGAACUCUUGACACUCGCGUAAAAUGGGAGUUUCUUCGCGGUGCUUGUGAUUUAUAUAUAUAUAAAAAAAAAAAAUAAAGGCGCGCCGUGAUCCAUCUCCCAUAAUACAUAUCCUCCUCCCGCAUCCUUUUCUCCCAAAAGAAAAAUCUGUUCGCUGUCCGUUUCGUUUGUCGUGACUUUUUCUACAACGCGUUUCUCGUCCAGAACGUUCUCCCUUUUCUCUGUGUUUCUUUCUCCACUUGGCAUCAUAUCUCUGUUUUAUCACGCGUCUCACGUCCUCCCAGCAGCCCCAAGCGCGGUGCCCCGAAACUUCGGAAUACGCGCGUUCACCGGCGGCGCGCGAGCGGCUCAUCGACGCGCGGUACAUUCGAAGCGCUGCGACAAUGGACGAGUCCGGGAUUGACAUGGGCUUCGAUCUGACGGCAGCAUUCGCCGUCGCAGACCCGAUUGCCCACCAUGUCUCCGUCGCGGAUUACGACGACGAGUUUGAGCAGGCCCUCUCCCUUCUGUCGACCUCGACCAAGGAGCUGAUGUACUACGAGCUGAAGAGCCGCGCGCCUGACACCGGCAGUCCGCCGACGUUCAAAACAGCGACGCCGACGUCGCGCACGCAAUUGAAGCUGCAGCUGAUGCGGGAGCAGUUGCAGGAACAAGAGAGGCGACAGGCGGAAUUCCGGCAGAGCUUGCAGCAGCAAAGGCCAGCUGCCGCACCACCCAGACCAGUGCCACCUACGCCAUUGCCCACUAUCGGUGUGGAUGUUCCACCGCAAGUAUUACAAGUGCGCACGCUGUUAGAGAAUCCGACUCGCUAUCACGUCGUGCAAAAGCAGAAGAACCAGGUGCGCCAAUACCUACACGAGUCGUUUCGUGGCGGUGAGGGCGGCGGCGGCGGCGGCAGUGCUGGCAAUGCGGUCGUCAGCGGCAGCGCCGGUAGCGAGGGCGGCGGCAGGACACCGGUCGACGCCGGGCCGCCACCCGUCCCAAUGGUGGUGCAAAGUGCACCGCCCGGCCCGCAGCUGCAUCACCCGAAGCCGCAGCAUCCUCAUCUCGCCUCGUAUCCGCACGCCCCCGCGCUGCUGCCGCAUCACCCUGGUAACCCGACGGUGGUCUCGGCAAGCCCGGACCCUACCACCACUGGCACCAUGUCCCCAGGUCUGUCCAGCGUCGCCACCAGCAACUCCGAGGCUGAGGACCUCUUGGACGACAUUCUGUCGUUUGAGGCUGGUUCCUUGGGUGACGGACUGAAAGACGGCCAAGCCGGAAGUCUCACAAAUAUACCGGAGCUUCAAAUUAAACCAGAACCUCUUUUGCUCACCGAGGCAGAGAUUCAUGCUCUCGCGAAAGAUCGGCAGAAAAAGGAUAACCACAAUAUGAUUGAACGACGGCGGCGUUUCAACAUCAACGACAGGAUCAAGGAGCUCGGCACCCUCCUGCCCAAGACCAAUGACCCAUAUUAUGAGAUUGUUAGGGACGUUAGACCAAACAAGGGUACAAUUCUCAAGUCGUCGGUGGAGUAUAUAAAACUGUUGAAAAACGAGCUCACGAGGAUGAAGCAAAACGAGCUCAGGCAUAAACAAUUGGAGCAUCAGAAUCGCAGAUUACUUCUACGUGUGCAGGAACUCGAGCUGCAAGCGAAAGCACACGGUCUUCCGGUUACUGACUUUAACUGGGCGUCUACUUCCGCCAUGCUUAACACCUUUCCGAGGAGUAAACUCGAGCAACGAAAGAUGCCGGAUCUGACGGUGACGGAGGAAGCGACGAGUCUGAGCAUGUCGCAUCUCGAGGACCUCAUGGAGGACGACACCAGCGGCCCAGUGCAUAGUGGCGACCCGAUGCUGUCGUCGCCGCACCUGCCGCCGUUGAGCCCACCUGCGACCGGCUGUCACCACGGCUUAACCGACGAAGACACCCUCGGCAGCCUGGCGGUGACCACGUCGAACUCCUCGUCCGACAUGGAUAUCGUCGCGUAGUUGAAAACCACCGUUGUCCAUCAGCCUCGCGGGCGAUCGAAGUCGACUCUCGAAACUUGGUCGCGUUGGAUAUUUUCCGAUCAUUCGCUCGACCGAGGUGAUCGAUUUAUAUUUGUAGAGAAAAAGAAAAAAGAGAGGAAUGGUAUAGGACGUGAUGUGCGAAACGGAAAGAGAAAGAAAUGGCACAGAAUGUGAUGUACGAAAUGCGACUUAAAGGCAGCAGGCUGUUGCGAAGUCGUAGAUUCUCAUCAUGGAGGGAUGAAAAGAGAAUUCACUCGCGGCAUCAAUUGGAUUUUAUUGGAGUCACCGCACUCUGAUGCAGAUUUAUCUAAAACUAGUCAUCGACUUACGGUCGGGAAGGAGGAUUGGCAAAGGAAAUGAAGAAAAAUAAGCGUGAGCCGGAUGUUGCUUGCCGUGAAGAGGAUUAAAGGAGAUCGUUCCGAAUGUUGCGAAUCAAUCCAUUAGGCAAUUUUUGAGAAAGAAAUAUUGAUGAUCCUUUUAAAUUCCGACGACUUGGUCCAAUACGAAUAAAGAUAAUUAUAUAGACGAACCUAGAAGACUGGAAACCACGGUUAAAAUGUUCCCAUGGGGAUGUCACAAUAGUCGGCACACCAUUGAUUGCGAAUAUAUACUCAUCGGAUCUUAAAAACCUGCCAAUUAUCACAACAUUUGGUCCCCAUAAAUCACCAAGCACAUAUCUAGUGAUUACUUUUGCAAUAUUACCUCCCCUUCUUCCCUUUCCUCGGUCAUCUAAUGUUAAUGACCGGUUUGGAUAUCUCUUAUUAACUAUGGGUAGCGCUUUCGGAGAUCAAUUUGGAUUUCAAGCUGGGAAACCACCGAGAAGGUGGCAGAAAAAAUUGCUGCGGCGAGAAUGUGUCAAGUUCGCGUUUCGCAUCCUUGGGAGAUCAGACGAACGUUUCUCGGGUUGACGACAAGAACUCAAGAGGCGAGACAUCGGGCGUUUUCGGUCGGUCGGGCCGGCCGACUUCGGGGUCUCUUCAAGUGGCGGUGAAAGUCGUCAUUGUCGGACGACGAUGAAGAGUAGUUCAGGGUCGUUCCAAUUGCGAGGAACGGAGGGCUCCCUGUCACGAUUCUACGAACGGCUGGCCGUUACACGGAUGGAAUGCGUGACGUCUUAGCAUUAUAUAUUAUGUCAGUGCCACGAAGGACGUGCUCCUGCUGCGCUUCAAGACGAGCCUAAACGUUCGCGCGAGUUGCUGUCGUCCCAUCAGCGAUGUCACGUUAUAUCGCUCGGACGAUGACUUCGGGAUCAUUGACGAAGGACGAGAACGACUUAUUCGUAAAAGUGUUAACUGUAAUAGUAGUUCACUAUAUGAUAUUACUUAAUCGUCGAGAAAUUAUUUUCAUAAGUUGCGAGCGUGUUCACGAAACGUGCCGAGAAGAUAGAAUUCCGAUAUGGAAUAUUUUUAAUAAAAGAGUUUCCGAGAUUUUCUCCCGAUAUCUUCGACAGACGAAAUCGGUGAAAUGUACAAUUGCACGGUAUAAUGUUGCUUUUGGUAAAGUUAUAUAAAGUUAUGAAAUACGAA
Molecule: messenger RNA, 3762 nt
Organism: Acromyrmex echinatior (Panamanian leafcutter ant)
Lineage: Eukaryota; Metazoa; Arthropoda; Insecta; Hymenoptera; Formicidae
Gene: Mitf
Product: transcription factor Mitf
Biological process (GO): regulation of transcription by RNA polymerase II
Cellular component (GO): nucleus
Molecular function (GO): DNA-binding transcription factor activity, RNA polymerase II-specific; RNA polymerase II cis-regulatory region sequence-specific DNA binding; protein dimerization activity
Source: RefSeq, a predicted model, not a curated record